CAGACAGCCGCGAUGGACGCUGCGCACCGCCUCGCGCUCCUGGCGCUCGCGCUGCUGCUCCAAUUUUUCAACGUGUCAUUUACUUCUGGAGAUCUUGUAGAAACUAUUCGUCCAUUGAAAACAUGGAAAGGUCCACCUUCCAACUACAGCUGGUCUGCAAAUCUUUUACACCAAACCAAAUACGCAGUAGACAGCAACUCCGAUUCAUCAUCAAAAAAGGUCUGGAACUUGGUGGACAAUGGGCAUAAGAAAAAGCAAAAUCCUCGCUCAGUGAAGAUAGAAAAAAUUGGUUCAAGAAUGAACAACUAUGCCUUCACGCAAAACUCUAAACGAACAUCACUUCCUUUGGAUCAACCGACUUUACGGCCCAUAAGAAAUUUCAAUGCGCGAGAAGACGCAGAAAAGCUGCGCAUCGCCUUGCGUACUCAACACAUUGACGAAGCAGAAAUUAUCAAUAUAAUGACAAGGCGUACCGAUGACCAACGACAAGAAAUUGUUAAAUACUAUCCUGAUUUGAAGGCGGAUUUGAGUUGGAAACUGAGUUUUGGUUUCCGAGAGUUAAUGAAAGCUCUUGCGUCACCUCUGCAUGAAUUCCAUGCGGAACAACUGCACGAAGUUUUCAGGAAUGCCAGUAAACUCAACGACGAGCUUCUUAUUGAGUUGCUGUUAUAUGAAAAAGAUAUUAAAGAUGAACUACGAGGAUUUUCGAGUAAUUUUCUCGCAAACCUGCUGAUUUCGUACAUCGAGGUGAAAAGGAAUGAAAAAAGUGAAAUAAACAGUUCAUUGGCAAAGCAUGAUGCACAAAAAUUACAAAAAGCAGGAACGCUUCGGAUUGAAGAAUCAGCACCACUCCGGAAAAUAUUGCUCACAAGAAGUUAUCCACAACUAAAACAGACAUUCAGUGAAUACAAAAGUAUUACUGGAACAAAUAUCAGAGAUGCAAUUCGAAGAGAUUUUUCUAAAAGCGUCCAGAAAGGAUUGUUGAACAUUGUGAAAGCAGUAUCUAACAGACCACAGUACUUUGCUGAAAUUCUUAACGCAGGAAUUAGAAACUUCAGUAAGAGAGAUGCUACCUUAAUUCGUGUAAUAUUAUUACGUUCGGAAUCAGACAUGGGAGACAUCAAAACCUCCUACUUUAAACUGUACAAUUUGGACCUCUCUGCAUCAAUUCCGACAAAUACGGGUUCUUUGAAGAAAGCAUUGAUUUCCUUGAUAUCUGGCUGAAUUAUUGGAUUGAAAUCCUUUUACACGUGACAAAAACAUUUCGUUCAAGAAAAAAAUUAUUUAAAUCUAUUAAUUUUACAUUAAAGAGUAUACCUAUUAUUGAUUAUAUAAAACAUCCUGUCUGCCAUAGAGACAAAGCAGUCGUAUUAGUAGGUAAUCCUUUGUGUACGAUUUUGAUAUAAAAGUUAAUUAAUUAAAUGAAUAUAUACAAAAUAAAAAUGUAUAUCUUCGACGCCAUAUGUCAAAUACAUUUAAACCUCCAGUCAGCAUAAAAAAAACUAUUUUUUCGUGGAAUCGUUAUGCUCUACGUCUUAUUUUCAAAACGUCGUAUCCAUUAUCACUUAGGGCUGAGGGACGUGUCGACAUACGGACUGUGUGCGAACCAAGGCGUUGCCCCUUGUUGUUGCUUUUUUUGUCCUGCCAACGCGGAACGUAGACAUUGGCG
Molecule: messenger RNA, 1669 nt
Organism: Gryllus bimaculatus (two-spotted cricket)
Lineage: Eukaryota; Metazoa; Arthropoda; Insecta; Orthoptera; Gryllidae
Source: the annotation of a GenBank genome assembly